AUGGUGAAAAUGUUUGAUGAUGAAGCACUAAAGCCCCUAGUCAAUAUAAUAAAUGACAUAAUAUACAACGGUCUUAUUCCCAACAGCUUUAAACUUUCAAUUAUAACACCUAUACAUAAAAAAGGAAGUAAGACUAAUGUAGAAAAUUAUAGACCUAUAAGCCUCUUGACAACUUUUUCAAAAAUAUUUGAAAGAGUGAUCAAAUUAAGAUUGGCUAAUUACUUAGAAGAAAAUAUGUUACUUCCACCAACACAAUUUGGUUUUAGAAAAGGUUUUAGUACUGAACAUGGUAUCACAAGCUUAACCCAAACAAUAUUAGACUACAUAGACACAAAAAAAAAAAACGAUUGGAAUAUUCAUGUAUCUGAGCAAAGCAUCUUAAGUGAGAGUAAAACUAUGAUCUGCGGUGUUCCGCAAGGCACAGUAUUAUCACCGUUACUAUAUAUUAUAUAUGUUCUAGAAUUGUCCAACUUAAAACUUGAUGGAAGUAUAUAUUCUUAUGCAGAUGAUACAGCAUUAGUUGUGACAGGUGAAACAUGGCAGUCAGUAGCUAAAAUAGCAGAAAAUUCCUUAAGCAAAAUAAUCGAAUGGUUCUCUAAUAAUAAUUUAUCACUAAAUUAUAAUAAAACUGUUUACUUCACAUUUUAA
Macrosiphum euphorbiae (potato aphid) is the source of this 648-nucleotide messenger RNA. NCBI's taxonomy places the organism in Eukaryota, Metazoa, Arthropoda, Insecta, Hemiptera, Aphididae. The record is from the annotation of a GenBank genome assembly.